Messenger RNA from Medicago truncatula (barrel medic), 1924 nucleotides. Its product is annotated as increased DNA methylation 1. NCBI's taxonomy places the organism in Eukaryota, Viridiplantae, Streptophyta, Magnoliopsida, Fabales, Fabaceae. Gene Ontology annotation, molecular function: acyltransferase activity, transferring groups other than amino-acyl groups; transcription corepressor activity. Gene Ontology annotation, biological process: negative regulation of DNA-templated transcription; regulation of transcription by RNA polymerase II. The coding region runs from base 150 to 1712 and encodes 520 amino acids. Gene Ontology annotation, cellular component: nucleus. The record is from RefSeq and is a predicted model, not a curated record. The transcript is spliced from 7 exons.
UGACAUAUACUUUGAGGGUACGCACAAGACCAAAUUAUGUGGAAAUAAGUGACUCAGAAUCAGAAAGUGAGUCAAAUGAAUGGUUAGAAGCAAAAAGGGAAAAACAGCGUCGUCCACGAUAUCGAUCUUCUCGUAGACCAAGAUCCGAAAUGGGUAAUAUGAUAAUGGAAACAACUCCAUUAUCAGUGAAUGAAAUAGCAACCAUUGUUCCGGAAACGAGUAUUAAUCCUGACCAGAGUUUGCCAAUAGAAACAGCUCCAUCAUCAAUGAACGAAACAAGCAAUGUUCAACAAACAAGUCAUAAUCAGGAACAUGAAACUCCAAGCGCAACUGCGGGGAAUGCAUCAAUGAAUGUAACAGAUAUUGAUGUUCCAGAAAUAAAUAAUAAUCAGGAACAUAGUUUGACGAUGGAAACAACUUCAUCAUCAAUUCCCGAACCAUUACCGCGUCAACCAACAAUAAAACAUAAUAAAAAAACCAUCCUAGCAUGGUUGACAGCUUGCAAGGAAAUUGAUGAAGGGACCCAGGUGCGUUACCAUGAUGGGGAAAAACCGAUAACAGGUCGAAUUUUCAAUGGAGCCAUCUUAUGUAGCUGUUGCGACGAGGAAAUCUCUGUAUGGAAGUUUGAGAAGCAUGCUCAAAGUGAGGAUAUACAACCAUACAAACGCAUUUUGGUGGCGACACGGAAGUCCGUCCUCCAAAACAUCCUGAUUAGUAAGUGGUUGAAAGAGGAUGAACAAAAACGUCGAGACAUGUUCAUGUAUGCUCCCAUACAUGACAUUGUUUGUUUAGUUUGUGGAAAGGGAGAAGAUGAAGGGGAAUUUAUUAACUGCACAAAUUGUCCCUCCACUUAUCAUCGUUCCUGUGCUUUCAUACAGGGUUUUUCUCAGGAAAACGACGACCAUUGGUUAUGUUCUUACUGCAGCUGCAAAUACUGUAAGGGUGGUCAUGAAGAGGAGUAUCCUUUAGACAUCCUGUGCCGCCAAUGCAACAAGAAGUGUCAUUGGAUGUGCCUAAAUAAAUCUGAAAAAGAUUUAUUAAGGACUCAUUGUUCCGUAAGUUGUAAAGAGAUUGAUGAGAAAUUGAAGGGCUCAAUCGGAAUCCAAAAUAAUAUCAAUGGGAAUGAGAGCUAUUCUUGGAGAGUCCUCCAACAAAUGGAUACGAAAAGUGAGGAUCAUUAUGUAAUAAGCAAUUCAAAGGUUGCAGCUACUUGCAUGUUGAUGGAAGAAGCUUUUGGGAUGAUAACAGACAAACAUACUGGCGUCAAUGUGGUACAAAGUGUUUUAUACAACCGCAGAUCAAAUCUAAGGAGGCUCGAUUUUCGUCGAUGUUAUACAUUUAUCAUCGAAGAAGAUGACGCGAUAAUUGCUGCAGCUACCGUAAGAUUUCAUGGGAAAGGCCUUGCAGAAAUGCCUUUCAUUGCCACAGAUGAGGCAUACAGAGGCAAAAGAAUUUGCCAUUUGUUAAUGGAGAUAAUUGAAUCGUUUCUUCAAAGUCUUGAAGUUGAAAGGUUGACCAUUCCAUCUAAUCCACAAACUGUUGAAAUGUGGAAGCAAAAAUAUAGCUUCAGUGUGGUCAACGACAAGAAGUUGAAGAAAGAUAUGGUUUCAUAUAACCUUUUGAUGUUCCCUGGAGCUAUAAGAUUAAGCAAAAGACUUUUUCUGGACUUGAAUGAGCCGUUCGGGAAUGUUGAACCUAAUACCGUCAAUUAGAAGCAAUGUACCUGUUUUAAUCUCUUUUUGGAUUUUUGCGUCUAUUUUGUUGAACUGCUUGCUCUCUUUUUGUACCUGUUUUGUUGAAUCUAAUUACUGUUAUCAAUUAGAAACAAUGUUUCUGUGAAGAUAAUACGAUACUGUUGUAUGUCCUUCAUAUUUGUACCUGUUUUGUUGAAUGUUAUCAAUUAGAAACAAUGUUUCUGUCAGGA